Molecule: messenger RNA, 903 nt
Organism: Protomyces lactucae-debilis
Lineage: Eukaryota; Fungi; Ascomycota; Taphrinomycetes; Taphrinales; Protomycetaceae
Product: Sucrase/ferredoxin-like-domain-containing protein
Exons: 1
Coding region: 1-903 (300 amino acids)
Source: RefSeq, a predicted model, not a curated record
AUGUCUCGUGCUCGCCUGCCAAGACUGCUAAGACCCAGCUCACUCACUCGCCAUCAUCCAAGACGAUGGACCCUGAAGCUCCUCCUACAAUACGCUAGACCUGCCUCGAGAACGACCUGUUCAUGCAGCGCUCCGAGCACUCUCCCAGCCUGGCCUGCAACACACUUCCCUGAACCAAUCGAUACAACGAGUCAUUUAACCAAGAUUGCAAAACAUGAACGACACUUGCUCGUGGAUACAAGUCAUCAUGCCGGUGCGCAUGAUUGGCCACCGUACCUACCCAUCGACACCACCACGUCUGUUGCAGCAGCCAUCACCUCGUUGCUGGCGAAGGAGGAACGCUUCCUGCACAAGACAACGGGGAGAAAGAUCCUUUGUAAUCAAAUCACACAGACAUUGCAUGUUCCACAACCAACAGUGGCAGAGAGGACAAAAGUCUUGGUCAUGCCAGAUGGAAUCCAACUCUCCAUCCAACCAAACGAAGCCUCAUCCCUCCUGGACGCCGUCCUUGCAACCACUUCAGCAUCAAAAGACUUGCUCUCAUUGCUGAAAUCGAAGCUUCCAGCGUCCGCAGUCACACAAAUCCCACACGAAGCACUCGUCAUGCUGUGUGCGCAUAAACAGCGUGAUGCGCGUUGUGGCCUCGCUGCACCGGUCUUGCAAGCGCAUGCACGGCAUCAUCUAGCAAAUCGGGAUAUCGCGUAUUACUACCUCGAUCAUAUGGGCGGCCACAAGUUUGCAGGAAAUUUGGUGGUCUAUCAGCAGAAUGGUACCCCGUGUGCGCACACCUGGCAUAGUGUCUGGUAUGGUCGCGUCCAUGUGGAUAACAUCAAGCACGUUUUACACCAAACGCUUGAUCAGAAGGAUGUCGUUCCCGAGUUGUUACGGUAUACCAAUAGAUAG